Parnassius mnemosyne (clouded apollo) is the source of this 2007-nucleotide messenger RNA. NCBI's taxonomy places the organism in Eukaryota, Metazoa, Arthropoda, Insecta, Lepidoptera, Papilionidae. The record is from the annotation of a GenBank genome assembly.
AUGAUUGAGGGAAUGGUGAAGGAUGGUGUUAUUGAACCUUCAUCUAGUCCAUGGUGUUCACAUGUGGUACUGGUAAAGAAGAAGGACGGCAGCAUGCGGUUUUGUGUUGACUACCGCCGCCUGAACGACGUUACGAAGAAGGACAGCUAUCCCUUGCCUAGAAUUGAUGACACGCUGGAUAUGCUCACAGGCGUAAAGUGGUUUAGUACGCUGGACCUGAAAAGUGGCUACUGGCAGGUUGAAAUUGACCCUAAGGACAAGGAGAAAACUGCAUUCUCCACAGGAAAGGGUCUGUGGCAAUUUAAAGUCAUGCCGUUUGGAUUGUGCAAUGCUCCAGCAACGUUUGAAAGAUUGAUGGAGCUUGUACUUACCGGGCUAAUUGGAGAUGCCUGUCUGGUCUAUUUGGAUGACAUAAUCAUCGUAGGCCGUAAGUUUGAGGAACACCUUCAAAACCUGGAACGCGUGCUCAUGAAGAUCCAGAGUGCCAACCUCAAGUUGAGUCCAAAGAAGUGCUCACUAUUCAAACGGCAAGUUAUUUUUUUGGGGUAUGUAGUGUCGGAAGAAGGUAUCCGCACGGAUCCAGAAAAAAUUGCCGCUGUCAAGGAGUGGCCGGUUCCAAAAGACAAGACACAGGUUAGAGCAUUUUUGGGUUUGUGCUCUUAUUAUCGGCGAUUUGUGAAGAACUUUGCAGAUAUAGCCAAACCUCUGCACAAGCUAACCGACGAGAAGCGACAUUUCUGCUGGGAUGAAAGUUGCGAUAUUGCGUUCCAGGAGCUCAAGAACCGUCUGUGCAAAACACCUAUUUUGGGGUACCCUGAUGCGGGCAAGGAAUUCAUAGUUGACACAGACGCAAGUGAUAUAGGGCUUGGCGGUGUGUUGUCUCAACGGAAUGGUGACCAAGAGAUUGUGAUAGCGUACUUCAGCAAGUCAUUGUCAAAGCCGGAAAGGAACUACUGUGUCACAAGACGCGAAUUGCUUGCUGUGGUAAAGUCCUUGCAGCAUUUUAGCAAAUAUCUUCUAGGGCGGAAAUUACACUUACGAACUGACCAUGCUGCACUAAAAUGGCUAUUGCAGUUCAAAAAUCCGGAAGGACAAGUUGCGAGAUGGAUUGAACUACUGCAGGAAUACGACUUUGUGAUCGAACAUCGCAGCGGAAAAUCUCAUGGUAAUGCAGAUGCAUUGUCAAGAAGACCUUGCCCUGAAAAUUGCAAGCAUUGUACUAGGCAAGAGGGUAAGGAAGUGGUAUCUGUGAGGAUGCUCAGGACAGACCAGCUCAGCAAUGAGUGGAAGGACAGCCUACAACAUGCACAGCAGGAAGAUUCGGAUAUUAAGCCGAUUCUGGAAUGGAUGAAGGCCAGUGCUCCUAAGCCCAAGUGGAGCGACGUCUCAGCAAUGAGUUCGACCACGAAAAGCUAUUGGGCCCAAUGGGACAGCUUGCUGAUUCAGGAUGGAGUCCUGUGCCGUAAAUGGGAAAAUGGUCGGGGAGACAGUUGUCAUUUGCAAAUGGUUGUCCCUAAGGCUAAAGUACCGGAUGUUCUACAGCUGUACCAUAGUGGUUGUUCAGGAGGCCACCUGGGAGUUAAACGAACUCUACUGAAAAUCCGAGAACGGUUUUACUGGGUCCACUGUCGUGACGAUGUCGAGGACUGGUGCCGCAAAUGUACAAGUUGUGCGGCUGUAAAGGGACCUCAAAUUCGUAGUAGAGGCGCAUUGAAAUUGUACAAUGUUGGUGCACCAUGGGAGAGGAUAGCCAUUGACGUUGCGGGGCCGUUUCCGGAAAGUGAAAGUGGUAACAAGUAUUUCAUGGUUGUGAUGGAUUACUUCACUAAGUGGCCAGAAGUCUUCGCCAUUCCAAAUCAAGAAGCUUCAACAAUUGCAGAUAAACUAGUUCAUGAAGUCUUCUGUCGUUUUGGAGUACCUUUAGAGAUUCACAGCGAUCAAGGAAGGAAUUUCGAGUCUCAAAUAUUCCAGGAAACUUGCAGAGUUAUGGGUACUCAUAAAACAUGA